GGAACCCACAAUGAUAAUAUCAACUUCUUGUACCUUAUCACAGAUUCACUAGAGCCACUAAAACUCAUUCACACUGGUUUAUAUAUCAUCCCCUAUAAAUAUGUAUUUUAGGAGGUAGCUCCAUAACUACACAACAAUGGAAGACAUACAACAAAAAGCCCAUGAUCAUGGAAAAAGGCCCAAAGGUGGACUCAUCACCAUGCCAUUCAUAUUUGCAAAUGAGGUGUGUGAGAAGCUGGCUGUGGUGGGCUUUCAGACAAAUAUGAUUAGUUACUUGACACAACAACUUCAUAUGCCGAUGACUGAAGCCGCUAACACGCUCACCAACUUCGGUGGCACCGCAAGUUUGACACCUUUGCUCGGCGCCUUUAUAGCCGAUUCUUUUGCAGGCCGGUUUUGGACCAUCACAGUUGCUUCCAUAAUUUAUCAAAUUGGUAUGGUAUCACUAACACUAUCAGCAAUACUACCAAAGUUAAGACCACCACCAUGCCAAAAUGGACAAGUAUGCCAAGAAGCUGAUAAUGGUCAACUAGCAAUCUUAUACAUAUCCCUUUUGCUAACCGCAAUCGGGUCGGGUGGGAUCCGACCCUGUGUAGUUGCAUUCGGGGCGGACCAGUUUGAUGAAACCGAUGAAAAACAGAAAACUAGCACAUGGAAGUUCUUCAACUGGUAUUAUUUUUGCAUGGGGGUAUCUAUGCUUGUGGCGGUGACCGUGAUCGUAUAUAUUCAGGAUUAUGUCGGGUGGGGUUGGGGUCUCGGCGUCCCAUCUAUAGCUAUGGCUAUAUCGAUUGUUGCGUUUGUUUUCGGGUACCCGUUGUAUAGAAAUAUGGAUCCGUCGGGCAGCCCAUUUACGCGGUUGGUGCAGGUGUGUGUGGCUGCUUAUAAGAAGAGGAAUUUGCCAAUGGUUUCGGAUGCUAAGAUGCUUUAUGAGAAUGAAGAGCUUGAUGCUUCUAUUUCUGUUGCUGGGAGACUUAUGCAUACUAAACAAAUGAAGUUCUUGGACAAAGCUGCCAUUGUGACCCAAGAAGACUAUGCAAAAUCCCAAUCAAAACCAAAUCUAUGGAGACUAAACACAGUCCACAGAGUUGAAGAACUCAAAUCACUACUCAGAAUGGGACCAAUAUGGGCUUCUGGUAUCCUUCUAUUCACAGCAUAUGUUCAACAAAACACCUUCUCACUUCAACAAGCAAAGACCAUGAACCGACACCUCACGAAAUCGUUCCAAAUCCCAGCCGGUUCCAUGUCGGUCUUCACCUUAACCUCCAUGCUAGCCACCAUUGUCUUUUAUGACCGCGUGUUUGUGCCCAUCAUGAAAAGAUUCACAGGGGUAGAAAGGGGAGUUUCUUUCCUUAGUAGGAUGGGCAUAGGUUUUGCUAUAUCAAUCUUAGCCUCAUUAAUAGCCGGUUUUAUGGAAAGAAAGCGUAAACAUGUCGCUUUUGCCCAUGGUUUAACCGAUAAGCCGCAUGAUACAAUUCCCAUGACGGUUUUCUGGUUGGUACCGCAGUAUAGCCUUCAUGGGGUGGCUGAAGCGUUUAUGGCAGUCGGGCAUCUUGAGUUUUUGUAUGAUCAAGCCCCCGAGAGCAUGAGGAGCACUGCGGCUGCGUUGUUUUGGAUGGCGAUUGCGGGUGGAAAUUACAUGAGUACCCUUUUGGUGACUAUGGUGCAUAAGUUUAGCCAAGGGGCAGAUGGGUCAAACUGGCUGCCUGAUGAUAAUUUGAAUAAAGGAAGGUUGGAAUACUUUUACUGGAUGAUCACAUUGUUGCAAGUUCUUAAUCUGGUUUACUACUUGUUUUGUGCAAAGUUUUACACUUUUAAACCCCUUGAAGUUGCUCAUAGAGAUGGUCAACAAGGUCAUGAGCUUGAGUUAGGAACCCAUGUUUGAUUUGAAGCCACUUUUUGUUAGAUGCUUAUAGUAACCAUAAGGUAUGUAUAGUGGUCAAAGGCAAUGAAAGUAUAUGUAACUUAUUCACAAUACUUUAUAGUUAGUUUAAAUAUUGUUUUUGAUAAAUGAUUAUAGUAAAUGAUACAUUGAUA
Messenger RNA from Helianthus annuus (common sunflower), 2034 nucleotides. RefSeq names its product protein NRT1/ PTR FAMILY 3.1. The transcript has 4 exons. Gene Ontology annotation, cellular component: plasma membrane. NCBI's taxonomy places the organism in Eukaryota, Viridiplantae, Streptophyta, Magnoliopsida, Asterales, Asteraceae. The coding region runs from base 137 to 1882 and encodes 581 amino acids. Gene Ontology annotation, biological process: transmembrane transport. Gene Ontology annotation, molecular function: transmembrane transporter activity. The record is from RefSeq and is a predicted model, not a curated record.